Musa acuminata AAA Group (dessert banana) is the source of this 2306-nucleotide messenger RNA. Its product is annotated as probable inactive purple acid phosphatase 1. The transcript is spliced from 13 exons. Gene Ontology annotation, molecular function: acid phosphatase activity; metal ion binding. The record is from RefSeq and is a predicted model, not a curated record. NCBI's taxonomy places the organism in Eukaryota, Viridiplantae, Streptophyta, Magnoliopsida, Zingiberales, Musaceae. The coding region runs from base 204 to 2045 and encodes 613 amino acids.
GAUUCCAUUCUCGUCAAUCACCACUAAAAAAUCUCAGUGUUUUUGUUCCCCGAUCGUUUUCAUCCUUCCUGCUGCAAAAAAGAUGUUGUCUUGACGAUCCAGACAAGCUACUGUUGAUCGCCCAACCAUCAGGAGCUUCAGUUCUUGAAGGGGCUUUUGAUCUCGUGUGUUACAUUGGGGAGCUUCGAGGCUGGGGUUGCGCGAUGAGCCUCCGGAGCUUGAAUCUGUUGGUGAUGAUCCUCGUGACCCUGUUGAGCUCUGGUGCGGGCAAGCCCAGCGGCGAGCAGCCCCUUUCGAGAAUUGAGAUACACAAGACCACUCUCGCCCUCCAUGAUUCGGCUUACGUCGAGGCCUCUCCUCGUGUUCUCGGAUUGCAGGGUCAAAACAGUGACUGGGUGACUUUACAGUAUAGUUAUCCAAGUCCAUCAAAUGACGAUUGGAUUGGAGUUUUCUCUCCUGCAAGUUUCAGUUCUUCCAUCUGUCUGCCGGAAAAUCCAAAAGAAAGUCCUCCACUGCUAUGCACUGCACCUAUCAAGUACCAAUAUGCGAAUUAUACCACCUCAGACUACCGCAAUACAGGAAAGGGAUCAUUGAAGCUUCAGCUAAUCAAUCAGAGAGAGGAUUUCUCCUUUGCACUAUUUUCUGGAGGGCUCUCAAAUCCAAAGUUGGUUGCUGUCUCAAAAAAAGUAACUUUUGCAAAUCCAAAAGCACCAGUGUACCCUAGGCUGGCUCAAGGAAAGUUGUGGAAUGAAAUGAGUGUUACAUGGACAAGUGGAUAUGGAAUUAAUGAAGCAGAACCUUUUGUUGAAUGGGGUGCACGAGGAGAUUCUCAAGUCCGCUCCCCAGCUGGGACAUUAACUUUCAGUCGUAACAGCAUGUGUGGUGCACCUGCUCGGACAGUGGGUUGGCGAGAUCCUGGUUUCAUACACACUAGUUUUCUGAAGGACUUAUGGCCUAAUAAAAUGUAUACUUACAAAUUGGGACAUAAAUUGAUCAAUGAUUCAUAUGUUUGGAGCCGGUCAUACAGCUUUAAAGCAUCUCCAUAUCCUGGGCAAGAUUCUUUACAGCAGGUUGUCAUUUUUGGUGAUAUGGGAAAGGCUGAGGCUGAUGGUUCAAAUGAGUACAACAACUUCCAGCCUGGCUCUCUUAACACUACUUAUCAGCUUAUCAAGGACCUAAAGAAUAUUGACAUAGUUCUCCACAUUGGUGAUAUCUGCUAUGCAAAUGGUUAUAUCUCACAGUGGGACCAAUUUACCUCACAGAUUGAACCUAUUGCUUCAGCUUUGCCUUAUAUGAUUGGAAGAGGUAACCAUGAACGGGACUGGCCCGGGACAGGAUCAUUCUAUCAGAAUACAGAUUCAGGUGGAGAAUGUGGUGUACUGUCUGAAACUAUGUUUUAUGUUCCUGCCGAAAACAGAGCAAAGCUUUGGUAUUCGACCGAUUAUGGCAUGUUCCACUUUUGUAUAGCUGACACUGAGCAUGACUGGAGACCAGGAACCGAGCAAUACAGCUUCAUCGAACAUUGCUUGUCAACAGUUGAUAGACAGAAACAACCAUGGUUGAUCUUCCUUGCUCACCGGGUUCUUGGUUACUCUUCUGCCGAUUUCUAUGGUGAUGAAGGAACAUCUGAGGAGCCUAUGGGAAGAGAAAGCCUUCAAGAACUCUGGCAGAAGUACAAGGUUGACAUUGCCUUUUUUGGACAUGUACACAACUAUGAAAGAACAUGCCCAGUCUAUCAGAACACCUGCAUACGGAACGGAUCUAACUAUUACAGUGGCCCCUUCGAAGCAACCACACAUGUAGUUGUCGGAGGUGGAGGUGCCAGCCUUGCUGACUUCACCACGGUCCGAGCGAGAUGGAGUUACUAUCAAGACCAUGACUACGGGUUCGUAAAGCUCACAGCCUUCAACCAUUCGAUGCUGCUACUCGAGUACAAAAGGAGCAGCGAUGGAAGGGUCUACGAUCACUUCAUCAUCUCCCGGGAUUACCGUGAUGUUCUCGGUUGUGCCGUUGACAGUUGCUCAAGAACAACCCUGGCUUCUUGAACAUGGCCACUGAGGCUGCAUCGAUCUCCAUGGAGGAAAAGUCAUCUGUUAUUAUGGUUGAUACUCAUUUAUGUCGCAUGUUGAUCGAUUCUUCUGUGGUGAUUCAGAAUUCUUAUUGUUCUGGGAAACAGAAAUCUCAGAGUAAGGAUUUGGUAGAUGCGAACUUUCACCGUCUGCCUCUUUAGCUUGCGUCCACUAGAACUCUUUCUGGGAAUCUCGAUGAUACGAUGAGAUUAAUGCUUUUAGAGUCUCUUUCAAGCA